Glossina fuscipes is the source of this 1741-nucleotide messenger RNA. It is a transcript of the gene Dbp21E2, whose product is annotated as probable ATP-dependent RNA helicase DDX28. The record is from RefSeq and is a predicted model, not a curated record. The coding region runs from base 108 to 1679 and encodes 523 amino acids. The transcript has 2 exons. NCBI's taxonomy places the organism in Eukaryota, Metazoa, Arthropoda, Insecta, Diptera, Glossinidae. Gene Ontology annotation, molecular function: ATP binding; nucleic acid binding.
CUUAACACUUCAGACUUAAAGAGAAAAUAACGCACCAUUGUGUUGAGCCCAUUCUGCUCAUCGUCAUUCAAAAAAGCUAAUAAAUAAAUAAACACAAGAAGGCAUUAAUGUUACUAAAGCUAGCAAAAGGUGCAUUCGACGGCAAUAAUUUGCGUAAUUAUGGGGUACGAGCAGCAAUCAAAACGAAAGCUCGGCAAGGAACACGGCAGCUUCUAAUCGAAUGUAAACGAUCCGAGUUUAACCUUUAUGACAAUUCGCCAGGAGACGCUCAUUUCAAAUUUGGUACUGUGCCACUGGCAUCUAGUGGCUGGCUUCAUAAGAAAUCUAAAGAUGACUGGUUUCAUAUUAAGGCUACGGUAGAUGAAAAAAGCGAACAUCAUGAAAUGCAGAACGUGGAAGAGUUCUUUAGAAAUACGGAGGUCGCAAUUCAUAAACCAUUAAUAGAUAACUUGCAAGUAGAGCUGGAAAUUAAGCAGUUAACGGAAAUUCAACGUCAAGCGUGGCAUAAACUUUACGAUAACAACCAUGUUUUAAUAGCAGCUGAGACAGGAUGCGGGAAGACCUUGACGUAUUUGUUGCCUAUAUUGCAGAAAAUAGUGGAAAGAAAGCAAUGUGAAGCCGGUGAACGGAAAUUAAAUUCUCCGUUAGCGUUGAUAAUAUCUCCAGGCAGGGAGUUGACAGAACAAAUAGGCUCAGUGACGCAUCGUUUAUGUAAAACUCUGAAUAUAAAUGUGAAGACGCUUCUAGGUGGCAAUACUAAGCAGUUGUUGAUAAACCCAGAAUUUGGAGAAGUAGAUGUAUUAGUGGCAUCUGUAGGAGCUCUCAGCAAAUUAGUAACUACCGGUAUCUACCGCACGAAGCACGUCAGACACGUGGUUUUAGACGAGGCUGACACGUUGCUGGACGAUAGUUUUUCAAACAAAUUGGGGCAUCUUCUUAAAAAAUUUCCGUUUCACAGAAAUCGUACAAAUAACGACUUGGUGGUAGGGACGCAGCUAGUUUUUGCGUCGGCUACCAUGCCUACAAAUAUUCACGAGCAGCUGCAUCAAGUUAUCGACAUCGAAACCAUACAUAAAGUAGUUAGCUCCAAUUUACACAAACUCAUGCCUCAUGUGGAACAAAGAUUCCUACGUAUCAACAAAUCAGACAGACUUGGUCAUCUCCUAGCGAUUGUAAAGAAAGAAUUAGCGCACCGUAGACCGGUGAUUAUCUUCAGUAAUAAAACACCCACGUGUGAUUAUGUAGAUAUAUUUCUUAACAAUAGUGGCGUAAACUGCCUUAAUCUUAACGGUGAUAUGUUGCGAAAAAUACGUGCAGGUCGUUUCGAGCAAUUCCAAAAUGGGGUAUGUGAUGUGCUCUCCACCACAGAUGUAGGCAGUCGCGGUUUGGAUACCACAAGAGCGAGGCACGUCAUCAACUACGACUUCCCUUUGCAUGUCUCAGAUUAUAUUCAUCGAUGCGGACGCAUUGGUAGAGUGGGAUGCUGGGAGAAGUGUGUAGUAAGCAAUUUGGUAUCAUCAAGAAGAGAAAUUGACGUUGUUCAACGUAUAGAACGAGCUGCCCGAACGGGAGGUUUAUUAUCCGAUGUGAAUGCAAAUAUUAAGAAUAUUAUAAAUAAGAAAAUUAUGGAAGAUAUGAAGCAAGCAGGUGUACCUUUACAAGUAGAUGAAGCUUUUUAGUUUCCUUUUUUAUUCAGCAUUAUUUCAUUAAAAAAUAAACCAUUUAAAAUAUAAUCCGCCGA